This is a messenger RNA of Dinoponera quadriceps, 1391 nucleotides long. RefSeq names its product putative fatty acyl-CoA reductase CG5065. Gene Ontology annotation, molecular function: alcohol-forming very long-chain fatty acyl-CoA reductase (NADP+) activity. Gene Ontology annotation, cellular component: peroxisome. NCBI's taxonomy places the organism in Eukaryota, Metazoa, Arthropoda, Insecta, Hymenoptera, Formicidae. The record is from RefSeq and is a predicted model, not a curated record. Bases 9 to 1220 code for a protein of 403 amino acids. The transcript is spliced from 4 exons. Gene Ontology annotation, biological process: long-chain fatty-acyl-CoA metabolic process.
CAUCGAGAAUGUCUCUGUGCGAGUGGUACGCGAAUCGCACGGUGCUCCUCACGGGAGUCACGAGCGAGUUAGGACGCGCUGUCCUCGAGAAGAUUCUACGGUCCCUGCCGGACGUCAGGGUGUACAUCAUCCUCAGGCUCCGGAACGGCCUGACCAAGGAGGAGCGGCUGAAGAAGAUAUUCGCGUCGCCCGGGUACGAGCGACUGAGACAGGAGGUGCCGGGCGCGAUCUCGCGCGUGCAAGCGUUCGAGGGCAAUCUGCUUUACGAAGGGCUCGGUCUAAGCGCCGAGGACAAAGCCUCGUUGAGGGAGGUCACGGUGGCCUUUCACGCUGGCGGGCCGCACGACGUCGUUCUGGAAUAUUGUCAGGAAUUACCGAAGCUUAGGUGCGUCGCGGUGGCGUCCAGCAUCUUCAAGCAUCGCGGCGAGAUAACCGAGGGCUUGCAGAACGAGGCCAUCCCCAAGAUACCAGUCGCCCUUGUGCGCUUCCCUUUCAUCGGACCUGCUCACAAGCAACCCAUGCCCGGUUUCGUCGAAAUCCUCAAAGGACCCACCGCGCUCAUGGUCGGCGCGGGCUACGCGUUCGGCAAUCCGGAGUUGCAGGCCGAAGUUGUUCCGAUAGACGCGGCGGUGAACACGAUGAUCGCAGCUGCGUGGGAAGUAGGCACGUCUGAUGCUGCGGAGCCGGUGGUUUACAACGCGGCGACGAUCGGCUGCACGUGGCAGGAUCUGGUUAAAAAGAGCCGACGAGCCAGCUGGUUAUACCCGUAUCCGACCUUCGGAAUACGCGGGAUGACGAACGUCGCCCCGCUGCACUGGCUUUUGGUGCUGCUUCUCGAAUGGCUGCCAUCCGUACUCUGCGACACCGUCCUCGGUCUGUGCGGCAGGAAGCAGAGGAUCGUCGCUGAGUACGACAGAGUUCGUAAUGCACUUCGAUCCCUGAAGUCAAUUUCAUGGAGGCCAUGGGCAGCGGAGAGGAAACGCGUGUACCUGCUCCAGAAUCGCCUGACGGGGAAAGAGCGAGAGGCGUUUCCGGUCAUCGAGGAAAUCGACAUCGAGGCUUAUAUCCUCUGCGUUGCGGCCGCCGCACGGAAGUACUGCGUGAGCGAGGACAAUCUCCGAGUUAUGAAGACCAUACGUAUGCUCCUGUUACUUGCGCCCGCGAUACUCGUAGUCGCAUAUAUUCUAAUCUUUAAUUAUCACACGUACAUAGCCAGAUAAGAAUAUUCCACACAUGGAAUUUUCGAGUUCGCUUUUCUCAAAAGUCCGCAGCGGCAGAAAUACCCGACGAUCCCUGAUAUAAUCGGAAUAAAUAUCACUACACGGUAAAAAAAUUUCAUGCAAAUAACGGCCCACUGAAACUUUCGUGUUACUUUAACGAGAUGAAUAUGU